Trichechus manatus latirostris (Florida manatee) is the source of this 1359-nucleotide messenger RNA. RefSeq names its product tetraspanin 17 (gene TSPAN17). The transcript is spliced from 9 exons. Lineage: Eukaryota; Metazoa; Chordata; Mammalia; Sirenia; Trichechidae. Gene Ontology annotation, cellular component: plasma membrane. Bases 233 to 1078 code for a protein of 281 amino acids. The record is from RefSeq and is a predicted model, not a curated record.
GGCGGGGCUCGGAGGGACGGAUCUGGGCUCCGGGCGGGGCGGCCUGGGCGCCGCCGGGGGCGGUCCCUGAGGGGCGGGCGGGGUCCGGCCGGCGCUCUGUGUGGCCGCGGCCAUGAAGCCGCAGCCGCCGGGCUAGGCCCGGGGCGGCUCUAGCCCAGGGCGGCCCGCAGAGGGCUGGACCCGGUUCCUGGCUCCCGGCUCCGGUUUUCGGGCCGGAGGGCGGCCGCUCACCAUGCCCGGCAAACACCAGCACUUCCAGGAACCCGAGGUCGGCUGCUGUGGGAAAUACUUCCUGUUUGGCUUCAACAUCGUCUUCUGGGUGCUGGGAGCCCUGUUCCUGGCCAUUGGCCUUUGGGCCUGGGGGGAGAAGGGUGUGCUCUCCAACAUCUCGGCGCUGACGGAUCUGGGGGGCCUGGACCCUGUGUGGCUCUUUGUGGUGGUUGGAGGUGUCAUGUCGGUGUUGGGCUUUGCUGGAUGCAUCGGGGCCCUCCGGGAGAACACCUUCCUGCUAAAGUUUUUCUCCGUGUUCCUUGGCCUCAUCUUCUUCCUGGAACUGGCAACAGGGAUCCUGGCCUUUGUCUUCAAGGACUGGAUUCGAGACCAGCUCAACCUCUUCAUCAACAGCAACGUUAAGGCCUACCGGGAUGACAUUGACCUCCAGAACCUCAUUGACUUUGCUCAGGAAUACUGGUCUUGCUGUGGAGCCCGAGGGCCCAACGACUGGAACCUCAAUAUCUAUUUCAACUGCACUGACUUGAACCCGAGCCGGGAGCGCUGCGGAGUGCCCUUCUCCUGCUGCGUCAGAGACCCUGCGGAGGAUGUUCUCAACACCCAGUGUGGCUACGACGUCCGGCUCAAACUGGAGUUGGAGCAGCAGGGCUUCAUCCACACCAAAGGCUGCGUGGGCCAGUUUGAGAAGUGGCUGCAGGACAACCUGAUCAUCGUGGCUGGGGUCUUUGUGGGAAUCGCCCUCCUCCAGAUCUUUGGCAUCUGCCUGGCCCAGAACCUCGUGAGUGACAUCACGGCAGUGAAGGCCAACUGGAUCAAACGUGAUGAUGGCUACAAACUGCUCAAAUAAACAAAACUUUGAAAACCACUGGCUUACACCCACCAUCUCAGAGGUCCCAUCGGCGGUGUGGCCUCUGCGGAGCUCUCUGGCCGCGACCCCUGACCCUACCCACUCUGCCCACCUGUUUUCUUUGGCCUGGGUAACAUACAUUUGAGCCGACCUUUAAAAAUUGGUGUAUUUCACAUAGAGUCCAGAUUCCUGGCUUCUCGGAGAGAAUGACCAUCUGGCCACAUGUGUUCUUCAGGGGUAAUAUCCCCGGAACGUGCAUAUCCCCGUCCACUGGGGACCCU